Messenger RNA from Dovyalis caffra, 1830 nucleotides. NCBI's taxonomy places the organism in Eukaryota, Viridiplantae, Streptophyta, Magnoliopsida, Malpighiales, Salicaceae. The record is from the annotation of a GenBank genome assembly.
AUGGCAGUUGCUGCAGUUAGAUGCAAACCCACCAAAGUAACUGCUUCUCAAUUUAGAUACUUCAUGUUCAAUUACGUGCAUGUGGGCAGUCGCUUGUCUAGUUCUCACUGUGCUAGCAAAAUUUCAACAUGGGAUGACCAUUCUGCAAAUACCCCUUAUAACUACUCUUCUUUCAAGCCUGUUUCGCUUCGAGGGGAAUUUGUUGAAAAGGGCACUCAAUUGUUGGAAAAUAUGGGAAGUAACAGUAGUUUUGAUAGAAAUUGGAGUGAGAAAGUGAGUAGUAAUAAUGGUGGUGGGUCUAGUUAUGGGGAUCCACCAGAGGUAUGGCAACCACCUGGUGAUGGUGUUGUAAAGAUGAGGGUGAGUGAUGGAGUGAAUUUCAGGGUAGGGGGUAGAGGUGGGUCUGGUUCAAAGGAUGGGGGUUGGGGUGGGUCAAAUUUGGGGAGUAGUUUUCCAACACCAAAGGAGAUUUGUAAGGCACUUGAGAAGUUUGUUAUUGGACAACAGAGAGCUAAGAAGGUGCUAUCUGUUGCUGUUUAUAAUCACUACAAGAGGAUCCAUCUUGAGUCUGCUAAAAAAUGUACAACUUGGGAAGUUAGGAGGGACGCAGAUUUAGGCAAUGGAAAAGCAGAUACCAUGGAUGAUGACGAAGUUGAACUUGAGAAAAGUAACAUUCUUCUAAUGGGGCCAACGGGUUCAGGGAAGACGUUACUUGCCAAAACCUUGGCACGGUUUGUGAAUGUUCCCUUUGUUAUUGCAGAUGCAACUACUUUGACUCAGGCAAGAUAUGUUGGGGAGGAUGUGGAGUCGAUAUUAUACAAACUACUGACGGCUGCUGACUAUAAUGUGGCAGCUGCUCAGCAGGGCAUCAUUUACAUUGAUGAAGUUGACAAGAUCACAAAAAAGGCUGAGAGUGUUAACAUUAGUAGAGAUGUGUCAGGGGAGGGUGUUCAGCAAGCAUUAUUGAAAAUGCUUGAAGGAACAGUAGUCAAUGUCCCAGAGAAGGGAGCUCGAAAGCAUCCUAGAGGUGACAAUAUUCAGAUCGACACCAAGGAUAUUCUUUUUAUAUGUGGGGGUGCCUUUAUUGAUUUGGAGAAGACCAUUUCCGAAAGGCGCCAAGAUUCGUCGAUUGGGUUUGGGGCCCCAGUACGUGCAAAUAUGAGGAUUGGUGGCGUUACUAGUGCUGCUGUGACAUCAUCUUUAUUGGAGACUGCUGAAAGCAGCGAUCUUGUUUCAUAUGGUUUGAUACCUGAAUUUGUUGGAAGAUUUCCCAUCCUUGUCAGUUUAUCAGCUCUCACUGAGGAUCAACUUGUCCAGGUUCUGACAGAACCAAAGAAUGCCCUUGGGAAGCAGUACAAGAAGUUGUUCCAAAUGAAUGAGGUCAAGCUACAUGUCACGGAAAAUGCUUUGAGAUCAAUUGCUAGAAAAGCAAUAACCAAAAAUACUGGGGCUCGGGCCUUGCGGUCCAUAUUAGAGAACAUCUUGAUGGAUUCCAUGUAUGAGAUCCCUGAUGUUAGAAUGGGAGAUGAUAUUAUAGAUGCUGUUGUAGUCGAUGAAGAGGCUAUUGGGUCUGAGGAACGUGGAGUCAGAGUUGAAACCCUCUACGGCAGGGGUGCAUUGGAUCGCUAUCUUUCCAAAGGCAAAUCAAAGUACUCCGAGAAAACCUUGGAGGGUUCUGAUGGAGAACCAGAGGUGGAAUCAGAGCUUCCUUCGAUAGUUGCCAGUAUUCCACCAUUAUUUGCUGUCAUAGAACUUUGCCCUAGGAUUUUGGUUGAAGUUCUCAACAAGCCUUGUGUGGCCAGGGCAGAACUGCCAGUAACCCACUUGUAG